ACGCCACCGGUUUGACCGGUUGAGUUCAACUGCCAGUACUGCCACAUGCUUGCCCGUUCUCUUCGCGUGCACACGAGGUUUGGAUCGUCGUUGCAAAAAGAAAGUUAAAAUAAAUCGAGCUGUGAAUCGAAAACCAGCGCGAUGAUCAUUCCUGUGCGGUGCUUCACCUGCGGUAAGGUGAUCGGCAACAAGUGGGAGGCGUAUCUGGGACUCCUUCAAGCGGAGUAUACCGAAGGAGACGCCUUGGACGCGCUAGGUCUGAAAAGAUACUGCUGCCGCAGGAUGCUGCUUGGACACGUGGAUCUGAUUGAGAAGCUACUCAACUACGCGCCGCUAGAGAAAUGAUUUCCGACUGUUGUGCCGUUAUUAAAUGGACAUCAUCUAAUAGACUGCUCAUGAGACACCUAAAGUGUGCAUAAUCCCACUCUUGUUAUACACGGAAAUUGAUCACAGAACAAAGUCUAUUCUGUUCUGUCCUUUGUAGUCUCAGUAUUUUAGCUUGUAAUGAUACUCAUGUGAUAAGUAUGUUUGUGAGAGAAGAAUGAUUAAACGAAUGUUUUCUUGCUAGAA
Messenger RNA from Vollenhovia emeryi, 570 nucleotides. RefSeq names its product DNA-directed RNA polymerases I, II, and III subunit RPABC5 (gene Rpb10). Gene Ontology annotation, biological process: transcription by RNA polymerase II; tRNA transcription by RNA polymerase III; transcription by RNA polymerase I. Gene Ontology annotation, molecular function: DNA binding; zinc ion binding; DNA-directed RNA polymerase activity. The transcript is spliced from 2 exons. The record is from RefSeq and is a predicted model, not a curated record. The coding region runs from base 142 to 345 and encodes 67 amino acids. Gene Ontology annotation, cellular component: RNA polymerase III complex; RNA polymerase I complex; RNA polymerase II, core complex. Lineage: Eukaryota; Metazoa; Arthropoda; Insecta; Hymenoptera; Formicidae.